Rana temporaria (common frog) is the source of this 893-nucleotide messenger RNA. Its product is annotated as early nodulin-75-like. NCBI's taxonomy places the organism in Eukaryota, Metazoa, Chordata, Amphibia, Anura, Ranidae. The transcript has 3 exons. Bases 1 to 687 code for a protein of 228 amino acids. The record is from RefSeq and is a predicted model, not a curated record.
AUGGGAGCAGCUGCGCCAGACGUUGGCCAAAGGACACAGAUAACAGUCCUACCUACUCCACCUUCUGACACAGCUCAUCCUGUUGGCGUAGAACUGAGUGAACCAGUCCCUCCACCACCAAUGAAAAAACAAGAACAAGAUAGCGGUAAUGAGCUUUCCAGCUCAAGCCUAGACAGCCACGAUUCUACUGCAGCUUCUACAGGGCUUCCCCCCGAGGAACCUGAAGAACCUCCCCCCGAGGAACCUCCCUCCGAGGAACUUGAGGAACCUCCCCCCGAGGAACCUCCCCAUGAGGAACCUCCCUCCGAGGAACUUGAGGAACCUCCCCAUGAGGAACCCAAGGAACCUCCCCAUGAGGAACCCAAGGAACUUCCCCCUGUAACGGACCUUUCUCCUCCAUGUGAAAAUCAAGAAAACCCACCACGGCCCAACACUUUAGACUUGUCUCAUUCUCUUCCGGAGAGUCACCAAGUAAAUAGCCUGGAGUUCCAAAAACCAAAUACGGAAGAAACACAGGAAAAUGGUAUAGAGAGCUGUCCAGAGGCCUCCAAACCGAACAAAGAGAAGAAGGCACUUGAAGGGGAGUUAGUGAAGUGCAUUGAGGAAUAUCGAAAAAUUAAGAUUCCAGCAUUUCGUAACAAGAAACGCAACUGGCAGAACGACCUUCUGAAGAAAUACGAACUCUGAGAUACUUAGAUUGUCACACAGAAAAGUUUGUAUAUGUUAUUUUUUUUUAAAGAACUGUAUCACUCGGAAUCAAAGCUUUUAGAGGGAAACUCACUUUGCCUAUUCAGGGCAAAAAUCACAGCGUCACCCAAUGAUAUCAGUUAUAAGUAGGGAUGAGCCGAACACCCCCCUGUUCGGUUCGCAUCAGAACUUGCGAACACACCAAA